GCUCCUCGUGGUCCAGCUGGUGGCGGCGGCGCGAGGAUUAUCUGAACUAUCCUUGGUUGCAAAACAUGAAGACAAUUUGUUUAAGGAUUUAUUCGAAGACUACGAAAGAUGGGUUCGUCCUGUGGAACACCUGAAUGACAAAAUAAAAAUCAAAUUUGGCCUUGCAAUAUCUCAAUUAGUGGAUGUGGAUGAGAAAAAUCAGCUAAUGACAACAAAUGUCUGGUUGAAACAGGAGUGGAUAGAUGUGAAGUUAAGAUGGAACCCUGACGACUAUGGUGGAAUUAAAAUUAUACGUGUUCCUUCAGACUCUCUCUGGAUUCCAGACAUUGUUUUGUUUGAUAAUGCCGAUGGACGUUUCGAGGGAGCGAGCACAAAAACGGUCGUCAGGCACAAUGGCACCGUCACCUGGACACAGCCAGCCAACUACAAGAGCUCUUGUACUAUCGAUGUCACGUUUUUCCCAUUUGACCUCCAAAACUGCUCCAUGAAGUUUGGCUCGUGGACCUAUGACGGGUCCCAGGUGGACAUAAUCCUCGAGGACCAAGAUGUGGACAGGACAGACUUUUUUGAUAACGGGGAGUGGGAAAUCGUGAGCGCGACGGGGCGCAAAGGGAACAGGACAGAUGGCUGCUGCUGGUACCCGCACGUCACCUACUCCUUCGUCAUUAAGCGGCUGCCUCUCUUUUACACCUUGUUCCUCAUCGUCCCCUGCAUCGGGCUGUCCUUCCUGACCGUCGUCGUCUUCUACCUCCCCUCGUACGAAGGUGAGAAGAUCAGUCUGUGCACGUCGGUGCUCGUCUCUCUGACGGUCUUCCUACUGGUAAUUGAAGAGAUCAUACCCUCGUCCUCCAAAGUGAUACCACUCAUCGGGGAGUACUUGGUGUUCACCAUGAUUUUCGUGACACUCUCCAUCAUGGUGACCGUCUUCGCCAUCAACAUUCACCAUCGCUCUUCCUCAACCCACAAUGCGAUGGCUCCCUGGGUCCGCAAGAUAUUCCUCCACCAGCUUCCCAAAGUGCUCUGCAUGAGAAGCCACGUGGACAGGUACUUCAAUCAGACAGAGGAAAGCGAGAGCGAGAGCAGACCGAAGUCUUCCAGGAACACGCUGGAAGCUGCCCUUGACUCUAUUCGCUACAUCACGAGACACGUCGCGAAGGAGAAUGACGUCCAGGAGGUUGUUGAAGACUGGAAAUUCAUAGCCCAAGUUCUUGACCGGAUGUUUCUGUGGACUUUUCUUCUGGUUUCAAUUGUUGGAACUCUUGGGCUUUUUGUUCCUGUUAUUUAUAAGUGGGCCAACAUAAUAGUACCAGCUCACAUUGGCAAUACAAUAAAGUGACACUUCCCAGGA
This is a messenger RNA of Jaculus jaculus (lesser Egyptian jerboa), 1348 nucleotides long. It is a transcript of the gene Chrna5, whose product is annotated as cholinergic receptor nicotinic alpha 5 subunit. Gene Ontology annotation, biological process: chemical synaptic transmission; nervous system process; signal transduction. The transcript has 6 exons. Gene Ontology annotation, cellular component: synapse; neuron projection; postsynaptic membrane. Lineage: Eukaryota; Metazoa; Chordata; Mammalia; Rodentia; Dipodidae. The coding region runs from base 206 to 1336 and encodes 376 amino acids. The record is from RefSeq and is a predicted model, not a curated record. Gene Ontology annotation, molecular function: acetylcholine-gated monoatomic cation-selective channel activity; transmembrane signaling receptor activity.